CCGUUGCCGGCCCCGGCUGUCUCGCUGCCUUCGGGAUCGCGGCCGGGCCGAGCGGCAGCGCGGGCUGCGGGCGGCGGCGGCUGCAGUCCCAGCGCGCACCGCUGGGUGGUGCCGUCGGCCAAGGCGGCGCCGAGCGGCUGCGGCAGCGGAGGCGGCCGGGGCCGGAGCGGCACAGCCCGAGCAAGCUCAGACCAGAACCAGACCAGCCCUGCCCAGCUCAGCUCAGUACAGCUCAGUCCAGCCCAGCACAGCCGGGCGGAGGUGGCAGCGUCUGCGGCAGCGAGCGCUGCCCCGUGUCAUCCGCUGCCGGCACACCCCGGCUGCGUUCCGGAGCGCCGACCGGAAUCUGAGAGAGCGAGGGAAGGCGCCCGUCCCGCACUUCGCCGCUCUCCGCCCGCAAUCGCCCGGGACACCCGCCGCGACACCGACACCGACAGCGACACCGGCCGCCGCCGCCGCCGCCGCGCCAUGGCGCUCGCAAGGCAAGUGCUUUGUGUGUGUGCUUUGCUGGGGCUGCCGCUCGCUCGCGCCGAGCCCAUCCGCUACUCCGUAGCCGAGGAGGCGGAAAGCGGCUCCCUGGUAGGCGAGCUGGCCGAGGACGCGGGGCUGACGCCGGCGCAGCUCUCGGCUCGCCGCGCCCGCCUGGUCUCGGAGGACGGCCGCCAGCAUUUUCGCUUGGAGCGCGCCUCCGGCCGCCUCGUCGUGGCGGGGAGGCUGGACCGGGAGCAGCUGUGCGCCCAGUCCGACACCUGCAUGCUCCCCUUCGAGCUGCUGCUCUCCGACCCCCUGCAGUUCUUUCGGGUCGAGGUAGAUCUGGAGGAUAUCAAUGACCAUUCUCCCGUAUUUCCUAAUGGUGGAGUGACUUUUAAGAUCCUGGAGACAAGCGAGCCUGGGUCUCGUUUCCCACUGGAUGUUGCUCAGGACGUAGAUAUAGGCAGCAACACAGUUCAGGGCUACAACAUUUCUCCCCAGAACGAGUACUUUACUGUGUCCUAUGGGACAAGAAUUUCAGGCCAGAAGUAUCUUGAAUUGGUCUUGGAAAAGCCACUAGACAGAGAGGAGCAGGCAGAGAUGGGUUUCAGUGUUAUCGCCGUGGAUGGAGGCUCUCCUCCCAGAAGUGGGGCCACUGAAGUGAAAAUCGUCAUUAUAGAUGUAAAUGACAAUGCUCCCAUAUUCACAAAAGAGGUGUACAUUGCGAAGAUUUUAGAAAACACUCCAGAAGGCUCUGUGGUGCUGACUGUAUUGGCAACUGAUCAGGAUGCAGGAGUUAAUGGGGACACCUUCUAUGAAAUCAGCCAGGCAGUGGGCGAGAGCAAAUCUGCAUUUGUGAUUGAUCCAAUAACUGGUGAAAUUAAACUCACAAAAACUCUGGACUUUGAGGCAGCACAAAUGCAUGAGCUCAGUGUAACGGCCACAGAUGGUGGUGGCCUUUCAGCAAUCUGCAAGGUGUUGGUGGAGGUGGUGGAUGUGAAUGACAAUGCCCCAGAGCUGGUGGUCAGUUCCUUCAGCAGUCCCCUCCCCGAGAACACAGUGCCCGGCACGGUGGUUGCCCUGUUUACAGUCAGGGACCGGGAUUCUGGUGCCAACGGGAAGAUCUCCUGUGCUCUGCAGGAUCAGCUCUUCUUCUCCCUGCGGCCAGCCUACAAGAAUUACUAUGAGCUGGUGACAGUGAGCGCGCUGGACCGCGAGGAGACGCCUCAGCACAUCCUCAGUGUGACGGCAGCAGAUGCGGGCUCGCCUCCUCUCACCGCCACGCACACCUUCACCGUGGACAUCUCCGACGUCAAUGACAAUGCCCCCGUCUUCAACCAGACCUCCUACACCAUGUACGUGCGUGAGAACAACGUGGCCACGGUGUUUGUGGGAGCCGUGAGCGCUGCAGAUGCUGACGUGGGGCUGAAUGCCAAGGUGACCUAUUCCCUGGCAGCAGAGCAAGGGCCAGAGCGGGCCUGGUGCUCCUGCAUCUCGGUGAACUCGGAGAAGGGACACGUGUUUGUGCUGCGGCCCCUGGACUACGAGCGCUUGAGGCAGACCGAGGUGACAGUCAGUGCCUCUGACUCGGGCUCUCCUCCGCUGAGAGCCAACGUCACCGUGCGCCUGGUGGUGCUGGACGAGAACGACAACGCCCCGCUCGUGCUCUACCCGGCCCAGGAGAGCGGCCCGGCCUCCAGCGACCUGGUGCCCGUGUCGGCCGAGGCGGGCUACCUGAUCAGCAAAGUGGUGGCCGUCGAUGCCGACUCGGGACAGAACUCGUGGCUCUCCUACCACCUGCUCAGGGCCACCGACCCAGGCCUGUUUGCCGUGGGCCUGCAAAGCGGCGAGGUGCGUCUCAGGAGGCCGGUGACAGAGAGAGACAGCGUCAAGCAGAAGCUGGUGGUGCUGGUCAGAGACAACGGCAAGCCCCCGCUGUCAGCCACGGCAGCUCUCAGCGCUCUCCUGCUCAAGGACUUCUCCGACGUGCGCCUGCCACACAGCAGCCCGGCCAGCGAGGAUCAGGCCGCUGCCUCCCUGACCACCUAUUUAAUCAUUGCCUUGGUCUUUGUCUCCCUCCUCUUCCUCAUCUCCACGGCAGUGCUGCUGGCUCGCAAGGUGUGCAGGAGGAAGGAGCUGAAGGCUGGCCAUGUGCUCUAUGCUGCCGACACCUUGCAGAGCGGCCUGGCGGAUGCGGCCGCUGCAGGGACCCUGCCCCGCGCCUAUUGCUACGAGAUCAGCCUCACCACGGGCUCGGGCAACAGCGAGUUCAGAUUCCUCAAGCCCAUCCUGCCCAGCCUGCCCCCACAGCACUGCGCCGUGGGCCAGGGCUCCGAUGAGGAACAGGAUUUCCCCGGUGUCCCUGUCAGCAGCGAGGACAUGGCCCCAGACAAUGCUGGCGCUCUCUCUGCGGGACAGUUCAACGCUCUUUCCUUUGACUAGCUGGGGUCUGCACAGACUGACGCUUCAUGGAUCUUGGAAGUAGGGGAUCCAGGCGGGAGCAUGUUGCAAUGAUUCCUUAUAGAUAUUUUUAUUUUUCAUUGGUUUGGCCUGCUUCCUGUAAAUUCUCUUUGAAAUACUUGUCUACCACUACAAAAACCAAUAGCGAAUAUAAAAGACGCCAUGGUUCCCUCACUUUGUCUGUGCUAGGUUUCACCUUUGCUACUGACUUUUCUGACAGGCUUUAUGUAUGUGAUUCGCCCUCAAUUUAUGAUCAGCUUUUUCUUGCUCUCUGACAGGACAGACGAUCUUUUUUUUCUGAUCUUCAAGACUAUACAACUGUUACCAAAACUAGUCUUAUCCUCAGUAAAAUGCAAAAAUGAUUUUCUCACCUCUGGAAAUCAUGGAAUUUGUGUGUACUGUGUCACAAUGCCACGUGAGAUCUAGGCCCUUUUUGGCCUUGAUUCUGGAUUUCUUUUUCUGAGAUAUGAGCUCUGUCUGCAGAUAUUGAAUAUCUACAUAUGCUUCAGAAUUGCUGCCUGGGGAAGCAGGGAGUUGCUCCCACCCAGCCAUUAGAACAGGCAAUGAAUGCUCAACAGGGAAGGACGUGAUUCGGACACUUUCACAACACAUCAUCCUUAUCUAGCCAGAGUAGAGCUGCAAAAUGCACAACAUCUUCCUUUGGCUUAUAAGAAGGACGCGGGUGUUCAGUCAGGUCAAAAUUGCUUGGGAAAUAUAGGAGACAAAGAGUGUUAGGGUAGACUGCAGCUGUACAGACCUGUAGAAACAUGUUCAUUGUCACUGGAUGGAUUUAAGGAAAAAUCCAGAUAUACUGAAACAGAAGUUUUGCAAGAUACGGUUAAGAAGAGCUUAAAAAAAAAAAAAAAAUUGAGUUUAGCCUUCAAUUGUUUUUCAUGAAUCCCAAAGUUUCUUGAUGACAUUAGAAAGCUGUCCCCACGUGAUCUUUUGUGUUUGUGUCAGAGCAUCUACAUUGCCAUGUGCACACUUUCUGCCCUGAAAUGCACUGAGCACUGUACUGAGUGUGGUCAUCUAGAGAAGGACUGCCAACCCAUUUAGUUGUUUGAAAAAAGUCUGUGAUGCAUGAAAUAAUGAGAAAGCCUCCCUCAGGUGUAAUGUGCAGACGUUAUACAGCUUAAGGUUGUAAAUUUGUAUAACUCUGGGAUAAGAAACUGAAAAAUAUGUUAGAGUAAAAUAAAGUGAACACCUUUAAGUGGA
Molecule: messenger RNA, 4146 nt
Organism: Zonotrichia leucophrys gambelii
Lineage: Eukaryota; Metazoa; Chordata; Aves; Passeriformes; Passerellidae
Product: protocadherin beta-15-like
Exons: 1
Coding region: 469-2913 (814 amino acids)
Biological process (GO): homophilic cell-cell adhesion
Cellular component (GO): plasma membrane
Molecular function (GO): calcium ion binding
Source: RefSeq, a predicted model, not a curated record